This is a messenger RNA of Tigriopus californicus, 1750 nucleotides long. RefSeq names its product prolyl 4-hydroxylase subunit alpha-1-like. The transcript has a single exon. Gene Ontology annotation, cellular component: endoplasmic reticulum. Gene Ontology annotation, biological process: peptidyl-proline hydroxylation to 4-hydroxy-L-proline. NCBI's taxonomy places the organism in Eukaryota, Metazoa, Arthropoda, Copepoda, Harpacticoida, Harpacticidae. The record is from RefSeq and is a predicted model, not a curated record. Bases 11 to 1681 code for a protein of 556 amino acids. Gene Ontology annotation, molecular function: L-ascorbic acid binding; iron ion binding; procollagen-proline 4-dioxygenase activity.
UUUCGAAAGGAUGAGUAAAGUCUAUUUCAUUUUGAUGAGUGUGUUGUCAGUGACAUAUUGUGAAAAUGAGUCUUUUCAUAAAUUGGAACAACCAUCGAAGAAAACGAAGAAGUUGGAAGUGUACAAUGAGAAUGUGUUCACGUUCAAUCUGUUCGAAAACUUUGAGUCGGCCAGAGAAGUGUAUCGCUCUGACUUGAAGUUGAUCGAUCACCUGUUCAGUGUGAGGUCGUCAUUACAAGACAAAUACGAUCAUUUAUCCUCUAACCGGGUUUGGACAGGCUCUCCCGAGGUCCCAUUGUCCAAUCUCACUUUUGGCGAUGAUGAAGAUUUUCACGGUGCAGUUAAGGGCCUUGUGUUCUUACAUGACACAUAUUCCUUUGAUCUCAACCAAUUGGCCAAGGGGGUAAUUCUCGUCAAAAGUUAUCCAAAAGGUCGGCUCAAGUUCUCCAAUGGCCAUCCAUUAGGAUUUGAGGAUUUUCUAAUACUAGGGAAACAAGCGUUUGCUCUUAGAUUAUACGAUCGAGCUAUCGAGUUUAUGAGGAUGGUCUUGAAACUUUUGCCGGAUCAGUCAGGUCUUUCAAAGGCCGAAGUGGAAGCAAUCCACAAGAUGAGGAGGGAUCUUAUGACCCUCAACAAUCAAAACCUCUACAAAUCUGGUCAGAUCAUUCACGCCAACUUUAAGAUAUUACCCUACAUAGUCAACGAUAAAUUGAAGAGAAAGAAGAUCCAGCCGGAUUUUGUUCAGGAAGAGCAUCUAAUCCAUUUGAACGGUUUUGGAAGAUUUGAGCGGGACGCUCAUUUUCGGCGGGUUUGCAAUGGCCAAAUGUUACGGAAGACUCCCGUCGAGCCACAAAAAUGUCAUUUCCUCCAUCACCACAAUCCAUACCUGAAAUUGGGGCCGUUCAAGAUGGAGGUGGCUUCCAAAGAUCCUCUUAUCAUGGUUUUCCAUGACUUCUUGGCCAAAUCCGAGUUGGAGUUUCUCAUUGAAUACUCUCGUCCGCGAUUAUCUCGUGGCCGAUUUUACAAUCCAUACAAUGAAGCUUUGCAAGCAGGGCUCAACGAAGGCAAGAAGGUCACACGAAUUGUUCAGAAAUCCGUCCAAUGCUGGAUUGGCGAUCUCGAAUAUCAAGCCUAUCAUGACAAUCUCCACGAGUUUGAGCGCGACUUUAAUUACACCAUUCACUUCCCCAAUUUGUUCCGCUUGACGCAACGCAUGGAGCUGGCCACGGGAUUGAACACAACCGCCAAGUACGCCACCACCGAAUAUCAAACCACCAACUAUGGCCUGGGUGGCCUUUGUGAGACCCAUUAUGAUCCCCAUGGGUACAUAGAAGGUGUCGAACUUCCCCCACAUCCAAAGUUUAAGCGGUACCUGAAAUGGGGCGAUAUGAUGGCCACGGUCAUGGGCUGGUUGGAAGAUGUGGAAGCCGGUGGAGCCACAGGCUUUGCAGAUCCGGGCAAUGAGGUCCUGAUUUGGCCUCGAAAGGGCUCAGUGGCCUUUUGGUUUGGCUUGGACCGAAAAGGCCACCGUGAUAAGCGACUCCUCCACGGAGGCUGUCCCAUUCUCAAGGGAUCCAAGUGGAUCCUGAAUAAAUGGAUCCAUUAUUACGAUCAAUUCGACAAAGUCCCAUGCUCUCUAGACCCAAAUGAUGUUGUUCUACCUUUUGAAGGGAUCUAUUGAAAUAUGAAUUUUGGUCGAUUUUCCACAAAGGCAAAUCAAAACAAUCUGAUUUCUCUUCUUCUAGAUCCA